Manihot esculenta (cassava) is the source of this 1976-nucleotide messenger RNA. RefSeq names its product mitogen-activated protein kinase kinase kinase 18. Gene Ontology annotation, biological process: protein phosphorylation. The coding region runs from base 788 to 1825 and encodes 345 amino acids. The record is from RefSeq and is a predicted model, not a curated record. Gene Ontology annotation, molecular function: ATP binding; protein kinase activity. The transcript has a single exon. Lineage: Eukaryota; Viridiplantae; Streptophyta; Magnoliopsida; Malpighiales; Euphorbiaceae.
AAUAAAUUGUAAAAAAAAAUCUAUUAUAAAUACAUAAUUUAUAUAAAAUAAUUUCUUGAAAUUAGAAAUUUAAAAUUUGAUUACAUUCAUAUUAUAUUGCAGUAUAUCAAACACAAAUUUAAAUCAGUUGCGAGCAAAAUAUUUUAUAUCAUUUGUUACUCCCCUAUUUUCAGUUUUUCUCUUGGCUUGAGGAACACCAGACUUGAAAUUCUUCAACUAACCAAAAAUGAAAUAUUUCCCUAAUUUCCCUUUUUGGGUCAAGAGAUUUUGGUCCAUUAUCAGACAUGAGCUCCACAACAUUAGGACAGCCAAUCAUUCUAUUUUCCCGAGAAAAUUCUUUCAUGUACGGACCACAGAAGAGAAACUACCCUUACAUAUUCUCCAUGAUCUUGUUGAGUUUAUCUCCCCAUUUUCUUCCCCCAACAAAAAUUUUGUAAAAUAAUUCAAUUCAAGUAUAUCAAGGUUGCUUUUUCCAUAGUUUCUUCACAGUAAGAGCGGUUUCCAGUUCCGGGAAACCGCUCUGCACAUUUCUUCCAUUUUCUUGAUCUUGUUUGUUUUUUUUUUUUCCUUGAAUCGUCCCUUUCUAGUUUUUUUUUUAUGUCUAUGUUGUUGUUUUUCUUUCUGGGUAUUUGAUCACUGGAUUGAAUCUGAUCAUUCCUCUUGAAGAACUGCAUGCAUAAAAGAGGAUCAUCAGUUUCAUUCAUUGAGUUGGGUAUCUGUACCCAAUUCAAGAUUAAAAAAUCAGACUAUUGUUUCCAUUUUGUCUCUAAUCGAAAGAAGAAACAAAAUGGCUAGAUUUAAUCACCAGUGCUCAUCUCCUCAACCUGGUAAAUGGGUGAAAGGCAAAGUUCUUGGAUCAGGAUCCCAAGGCAAUGUUCAUCUCGCCAUGAAUAAAGCCACAGGUGAACUCUUCACUGUAAAGUCUGCAACUUCCAGGAUCGCUGUUCAAUCCUUAGACAACGAGGCUAACUUCCUUUCAAGUUUAGAUUCGCCAUACGUUGUCAAGUAUCUAGGAAACGAUGAAACUUCUCCAAGUAUUUUCCUGGAAUAUAUGCCUGGAGGAAGUUUAUCAGAUGUUGCAGAGAAAUUUGGAGGAGCAUUAGAUGAAGAAGUGAUUCGUUUGUAUACAAGAGAGAUUCUUUGUGGUUUGAAAUAUAUUCAUGGAGAAGGAAUUGUUCAUUGUGAUCUCAAGUGCAAGAAUCUGCUUCUAGGCUCUACAGGAAAUGUAAAAUUGGCAGAUUUUGGAUGUGCAAAGCGAGUGAAAGACAUUGGAAUUUCCUGUCAGGAUAUUGGAGGAACUCCAUUAUGGAUGGCUCCUGAAGUUCUGAGAAAAGAAAGAUUGGAUUUUUCUUCAGAUAUAUGGUCAUUGGGAUGCACUGUUAUUGAAAUGGCUACUGGAAAAACUCCCUGGUUUAAUCUCCAGGUUUCGAAUCCAAUGGCUGCAGUGUUCAAGAUUGCUUGCAGUGAUGAGAAGCCUCAGUUUCCAACUCAUUUCUCCAAAAAGGGGUUGGAUUUCUUGGCAAAAUGCUUGGAAAGGAAUCCUGAAAUGAGGUGGAAUGCUGAAGAACUGCUUCAGCAUCCAUUUAUUUCAGGGAAGUCGAAGAGGAUAUUUGCCCGAUCACCGGCAAGUGUUUUUGACAUUGGGAUCUUUGAUGAGGUUUAUGAUUCAGAUGAAUCAGAAAGUCCUGAUGAAGGUGAGUUCCGAGGCCGAAAUCCAUUCUCAAUAAGGCAAUGUGAGGGAAGGAAUAGAAUAGAGAGGAUGCAUGAGGCUUCAGAUGAUGUGUUUGGCUCAUCAGAAGGUUGGAUUACUGUUAGAUCAGGUUGAAGAAGAUGUACAGAUAGUGCACUCGUGAGCUUAACUCGGUGGAAGUGCAUUUAAGUUAACUUUGGGAUGUUCUAGCUUCAUUCCCUCAAUCCUCCUAUCCUCAUAAAAUAAAAAGUACAUACAGUUGAAUUUCAAUGUACAUUUAAUGAAA